Messenger RNA from Rhopilema esculentum, 1375 nucleotides. RefSeq lists its product as uncharacterized. The record is from RefSeq and is a predicted model, not a curated record. Gene Ontology annotation, molecular function: D-cysteine desulfhydrase activity. Lineage: Eukaryota; Metazoa; Cnidaria; Scyphozoa; Rhizostomeae; Rhizostomatidae.
CACACUGAUAGGUCACGUGGUAUAAAUGGUAACAACAUAUCGCAUUUGCGGGUAAAGGAGAAACGAUUAUGGAUCGCUUAGAGCCGUAUUCUGCUCCAUCAUGGGCCUCACAGUUACGAAUGUUGCCGAAAAGCCGACUUAAACUUGCACAAAAGAAUACUCCAAUUCAUCAAUGGGCCCUACCAAACAUUCCUGAUGGCUUCAAAGUCUCCAUAAAAAGAGAUGACAUGACUUGCAGUGUCCUUGGUGGUAACAAAAUCAGAAAAUUGGAAUUUCUCUUAGCAGAGGCAGUAGCAAAAAACUAUAACUCAGUAAUUACUUGCGGGGGCAUCCAGUCAAAUCAUUGUCGAGCCACUGCGCUGGCGGCCCGUCUCGUCGGCCUCAACAGCCAUCUCAUUUUAAAAACAACUGAGCCAGACACUGAUGCACGCAACUGCUGUGGAAACGUCAUGCUUGAUCGACUGAGUGCUGCCGAGGUUUACUUAGUUCCAAAUGAAUCACUUACUAGAGGACUGGGCACUAGAGUUAAAAACCUUGCGUCAAGACUUUGGGAGGAAAGGAAAGAACGUGCUUACGAAAUCCCUUAUGGCGGGUCAUCUUCUCUGGGAACAUUUGCUUUUAUCGAUGUGUACCAAGAAUUGAUGGAUCAGGGUAUGUUAGAGAACUUCGAUGAUAUAUUUGUGGCUACUGGCAGUGGUGGUACAAUUGGUGGUCUGGCCCUGGCAAAUUAUUUGAAUGGAUCGCCUUUAAAGGUGCAUGGUGUAUGUGUUUGCGAUACAGCAGACUAUUUCUACGAUCACAUCGAUGAACUGAUUGGCGAAUAUGGUCUUCAAGACGUUAAAGCUAGAGACAUCUGUGAUGUAAUUGACGGCUAUAAGGGAGAGGGGUAUGGCAAAUCGACCCAGGAAGAGCUAGAACUUCUCAUUGAAAUUGCCCAGAUGACAGGGGUUGUCCUUGACCCUGUGUACACACUCAAAGCAACUCGAGCGAUGCUUAAGGAAAUGUCAGAGAACCCUUCAAGAUUCAAAGGAAAGAGAGUUAUUUUCAUUCACACAGGUGGAUAUUUUGCCCUAUACGACAAUCGAAUCAAUGAUUUAUUGCUCAGUGGGGAAAAAACGCAGAAUAAAGAUUUCAAGAUUUGGGCUGAUGCAGCAGCUGAUCCUCUGAGCUGAUGACAUCUAUAACGACAAAUGAAAUUCUGAUGUUGCCUUUCCUGUUAGAAUUGACGAUCUGAUAAAAGACAAAUGGAACCAUCGUUACCAACUUUUAUUAUUGUACUUUAUUACCAAUUCGACUUUGAUAGAAGGCGUAUAUUUGUCAUUAGUUUGCUAUCUACUCGAAGUACAAAAAAUGUUUGCUCGUAGUUAACUUGAAA